Plutella xylostella (diamondback moth) is the source of this 2184-nucleotide messenger RNA. It is a transcript of the gene Con, whose product is annotated as leucine rich repeat protein connectin. The record is from RefSeq and is a predicted model, not a curated record. Gene Ontology annotation, molecular function: protein binding. NCBI's taxonomy places the organism in Eukaryota, Metazoa, Arthropoda, Insecta, Lepidoptera, Plutellidae.
AGCCAGUCUCACUAAACACACGGCGAGGGGUCGUUGUGUUUUCCCGCGCGAUUCCGUGCAAACUUCGCGCGUUUUCAAACUUUGUUUCUGUGAUCAUGAUUCGAUUUCCGAACAGUUUGUUUUUUUGUUGUGUGUGAGUUUGGAACAGUUGGCGGGGAGCGGUGUCGGUGCAGUUUUGGCUGAGUUUUGAGAUCAUUGGGGCCACCAUAGCUGAUAUUUCAUAGAUUAAUCGAAAAAUGGAGCGUCCAAGAAUCGCCGGCGUCAUUUAUAUAGUCGUCUCACUCGCACUCGUCACCGAGAUGCAAAUCAACGUUCUGGCUAAAGACAACCCGAAGAGGCGAACGAAGGAGAAAACGGGAGGUUUCCAGAAGAAUAUCUGCGACAUAACCGACCGAGACUCGAAGGUGCAUUGCUACUGUGAGAACACGAGGGAGCUCAGGAAUGCUACAAAAGCCGAGUGCUGGGUGUUCAACGGGGGCAUCCCCCGCGAUGACGUCAUCUGGCAGAGCUUCGCAUCGCAGCCCAAUCUGCAGAGUUUAUCUUUCAACGUGCGUGUGGACGGCGCGCUCGGAUACGUGCCCAACAGAGCGCUGCAGUACUCACAAAAACUGCGCUCAGUCAACAUCAAAUACGGAAACAUUGUCGACGUCGCGCCCUACGCCCUCGCCAAUCUCACUAACCUACGCGAGGCCAUUCUCACGCAAAACCAAAUCGAGAAUCUACAACAGUUCGCCUUCGCACAUCUACCUAAUGUCACAAUGAUCAGCUUGGAGGACAACAUGAUUAUUGAAAUUGAAACCAACGCGUUCUUCGACCUGCCGAAACUACAGAAGCUCGUGCUCACAAAAAACAACAUUUCAACCAUAAGAGACGGCACGUUCCUGCACACGUUCAACCUAUUGGAGUUGGAUUUGAACAAAAAUAACAUAUUCAAUUUGAACCGGCACACGUUUGACGGAUUGGCAAACUUGCGGAAAUUGGAUCUGCGGCGAAACCGCAUUUGUAACUUGACGGAGUUUACUUUCGCGGAGCUGUGGAACCUGCAGGAGCUGUUGUUGGGGAAGAAUGACUUGAAGUUUGUUUCUGAACGCGCCUUCGACGGCUUGUCUCAGCUGCGCAAGUUGUCUCUAGAGGACAAUGACCUCGCUCGGCUCCCCACGGGACUGUUCGAGGGGGUCCGCGGCCUCUCUUCCCUCGACCUGCGCUCCAACAAACUCUACGCUUUCACCUUCGACAAUAUCAAGCCCAUAUUCGACAACCUCAAACCUCAGAACAGCAAUCUACUCCUCGAAGAAAACAACUUCGUGUGCGACUGCCAACUGAAAUGGUUCCAUUUGCUGCACAACGAGACCAAGAGCCAGAAUACCCGGGACUCGCUCGGGAGCGUCACCUGCCAAAUGGACCCCCCGGUCGUCAGCGCGGCCUACAACAAACUACCCGACGAUAGCAUCAACACUAAGGACUACAAUCAGGAAAUACUGCACGCCGGAAUCACCAUCGAGACUCAGAACGCUAAAAACAACGUCACAGUAAAGAAAUCGCUCGAAGAAGUCAAAGAUGUUAUUACAGACAACAACGAUAUCAAUCAGGAGACCGCUAAGAGAGGCGUUAAAAGGAAUGUUUUGAAGAUCGCCCCCAAUACUCUGCCGUGCCCCAAAAAGGAGAUAAAGACCACAGAACUACCGCCUUUCAUGGUCGACCCUAUAAUUCCCAUUCAGAAUGAAAUGAAAACAUACAGAUUCGAAGAUCAGACAAACGUAGCGAUUUCACUUACGCCGUUUCAAUUCCAAGUGACUGUUUUAUGGAGUGUCUGGUUGUAUUUGUUUUUGACGUAAGCAUCUUUCUACGCAUAUAAAAUUUUCGUCUAGUCAUUAAAGUGUAAGGUUAGCUAAGAUUCAGCUUAAAAUAAAUUGGAGUAUACAAUAUAUGGUAAUAAUACUUGGAGCACUUAAAAUUAAUACAUACGUACAUGUUUAAACAAUAGUGUUGAUACUACUCACCAUAAUAAUAAUAAUAAUAUGUGUUGUACUAUAUAAUUAAUGGGUAUUUUCUAAGUAGUAAUAGCAUUUCUUUUGUGCACCAUUCAUUAUAGAGUUAAUUUAGCGUCAUUAAAUAUGAACACUUAUGUCUGAUUAUUAUUGUGUAACAUUGUAAAAAGUAUUUUCACAAGGUUUUUUGUAUGAA